Polistes dominula (European paper wasp) is the source of this 1348-nucleotide messenger RNA. It is a transcript of the gene beta3GalTII, whose product is annotated as beta-1,3-galactosyltransferase 6. Lineage: Eukaryota; Metazoa; Arthropoda; Insecta; Hymenoptera; Vespidae. Gene Ontology annotation, biological process: protein O-linked glycosylation; glycosaminoglycan biosynthetic process. The record is from RefSeq and is a predicted model, not a curated record. Gene Ontology annotation, cellular component: Golgi membrane. Gene Ontology annotation, molecular function: galactosylxylosylprotein 3-beta-galactosyltransferase activity.
CGUAUGUCGUCUUUUCGUCGAAAUGUAAAAAAUAAGUUCGUAACAAUGUUAACUAAAAAGUAUUAUUUAAGAAUCAAUAUUCCUAUGUUAAUUGUCACACUUUCAUUUCUUUUUUUAAUCGUACAUUAUUUAUCAUCUGCAAAGUGUUCGUCUAACGAUAAAAUGAUACAAGAAAAAUCUAAAUUUAGGUUAAUAAUAUUAAUAUUAACAAGUCCAGAAAAUUUGGAGCAGAGGGAUACUAUUAGAAAAACGUGGCUUUCUGAGAAGCAUGCAUCAGUUAAGCAUCUUUUUGCAACGGGAAUAUAUGAUAUUUUACCAGAACAAAAAGAUACUUUACUCUCAGAGAAACAUAAAUUUAAUGAUUUACUUUUGUUACCAAAGCUGCAAGAUUCUUAUGGCACGUUAACGAAGAAACUUCUUUACUCUCUAAAAGAUAUUAAUAAGGAUUACGAUUUUGAUUAUUUACUUAAAUGUGAUGACGACACUUAUGUUAUUGUACAUAAAAUAUUAAGGGAAUUAGAUAAAUGGCAAAAUAAAGGUACAAAGAGAGAAUUGUAUUGGGGCUUUUUCAAUGGUAAAGCACAAGUUAAAAGAAGCGGACCUUGGAGAGAAAUGGAUUGGAUUUUAUGCGACUAUUAUUUGCCAUAUGCAUUAGGCGGUGGAUAUCUCUUGUCAUACAAUCUUAUCCAGUUUAUUGUUAAUAAUAUGGAAAUUCUUAAGUUAUACAAUUCAGAAGAUGUGUCUGUUGGAUUAUGGCUUGCGCCAUUAGCAAAUAUAGAAAGAAAGCAUGAUGUACGCUUUGAUACAGAAUAUAGAUCACGUGGUUGCUCUAAUCAAUAUAUAGUUAUGCAUAAGCAAACUAUACAAAACAUGAGAAACAUGUAUGAGUAUUAUCAAGCUUCUGGAGCAAUUUGUCCUAAAGAAAUUAGAAAUCGUAUGAGUUAUAGAUAUAAUUGGACUGUACCACCAAGCCAAUGUUGUACUAGACAAACAGGAAUUCCUUAACAUAAUAUUCCUAUUAAUAUUCUUAUUGUCCUAUUAGGUGUUCUAGUCUCAUAAAGCUAUCUCUCUUUUAACUUUAUUUUAUUAAUAAUACACUAUAAAUAUUAUACAAAACAAAGUCAACACAGUAUGUGAUAUUAACAAUGUGUUGCAAGAUAUGUAAUUUAAUACUUAAUUAAAGUUUGCGACAUAUAUUAUUAGUAUUAUUUAAUAUAAUUCAGCUACUGUUAUAGCGAUUGUAUCUGUACAUAGUUACUGUAAAUACUUUGUAAUAGAAAAUUAGUAAUUGAUAAUUUCUAUUCAUAUGAGUGUAAGUGAAAUAUAUUUUCCAUACUUGCACUAUUUA